AAAAGAGUCGAGACAUCUGUGUAUCUCCUCAGUGUGUGUGAUGGUUAUAGUGGUAAAGUGGCUGGUUAACCCAUAGCUCUGGUUAAUGUGCUCUGAAACAGCUAGUUAGUGUAAAAGCUGCUGUCAACAAGAGCGGCAGUCGCCUUUAACCUUAAACUAAAAUACUUUAUUUAAAGUACCAGCCGAGACGAGACGGAGACAGCCUCUGUGCAGAGUUUGGAUCCAACACUUGGUACAUUAAAAACAACAAGAUUUUUAGUUAGGUUUAGGUUUAGGAUCAAGGUGAGCUCCUAUGUGUCGACGGCCGACAGAAACACCAAGAGAUGUCUGCUGCUGCCGUCGGUCGCUUCAUGUACUUCGCUUUCGGAAGCAACUUACUGAAGGAGAGACUGCAGCUGGCAAACCCCUCGGCGACGUUUUACUCCACCGGCCGACUGAAGGACUAUGAGCUGAACUUUGGCCUGUGGGAGAAAAAUGCACACACCACUUGGCAUGGCGGCGUGGCCACCAUUGAGUCCCAUCCAGGGGCAGAAGUGUGGGGGGUAGUCUGGACUUUGAGCAACGAAAACCUCACAAGCCUAGACAACCAGGAAGGGGUGAGCAUGGGGAAGUAUUCUCCUCUUGAGGUUUCAGUGGAGACCGAUAAAGGACUGAUGCUCUGCAGGACUUACCAGAUGAACAAUUUCCAUGCCUGUCCUCCCUCUCCACAAUACAAACAGGUGGUGUGUCUGGGUGCAGAGCAGAACGGACUCCCAGUGGAGUACCUGAAGAGGCUGGAGGCCAUUCAAACCAACAACUACAACGGCCCCUCGAUCCUUGAUCAAAUCAGAAUGAAGUAGCGACUGAAAGUUUACAUAACUGACUUUGGAAACAUGCGCUGACGAAACAACCUCACCACAGGGUCCAUUUAGUCGCUGUUCAAAGUACAUGAAGAGCGAGAAAUAGCUACUAAGUUGACCUUGUGCAGUUUCUGGGGCUUUCAACCACAUUUCUGUCUGUUAUUACUUUAAUCAGUGGUAUUAUAGUAUGAUUAUAAUGAAAUGGUACUAAUGUAAUGGCGAUCCUAACAAAAUGUGGAAAAACUAACUAGCUAGUUAAAGACAGUGAAUUGGCACCACUGUGUGGCCAGAAGUGAAUAACGCAUGCAUUUAAUCAUGAGACCUUUGGAUGGGCUCAACACAUCCCUGAUCUUUUAUUUUGAGCUGCUAUUAAGGAAGUCAUUUGAGAAAUAGGUUGACUGAUGUAUUUCAGCUGAAGACUAAAUGUGGCUGGUAGAAAAUUGUUUAAUUCCAUUAUUUCUCAGGGUAAUAUUAAACACUAAUGGAACUUUUAUUGUGACAUUAUCUUCUAUUCCUGCUGAUAAAAGGAAAAAAAAGUGUCCAGAAGUCUUUUCAGUUACACAUGAAAGAAAUGAAAUACCUUGAAGUGCUUUCACACAGCUUGAUUUAAAGUUAAAUUCUUUAUUAUGAAAUGAAAAAUAAAAAUGAAUCAUUUACGUAAAA
This is a messenger RNA of Morone saxatilis (striped sea-bass), 1502 nucleotides long. RefSeq names its product gamma-glutamylcyclotransferase a (gene ggcta). Gene Ontology annotation, molecular function: gamma-glutamylcyclotransferase activity. Bases 324 to 839 code for a protein of 171 amino acids. Lineage: Eukaryota; Metazoa; Chordata; Actinopteri; Moronidae. The record is from RefSeq and is a predicted model, not a curated record. The transcript is spliced from 4 exons.